This is a messenger RNA of Pelagomonas calceolata, 2702 nucleotides long. Lineage: Eukaryota; Pelagophyceae; Pelagomonadales; Pelagomonadaceae. The record is from the annotation of a GenBank genome assembly.
GAAAAGAAUGAGGUUCGUCUACCCCCCUACUCUCCAUGCAACGCCUCCUCGACUCGGAGAGCAGCUCUCAAACGCGGCGCGCUCUCCGCGUGUGCAGCGCACGGCACGUGAAAACACAGCGCGCUAGCCCGGCGCGGCGCCUCGCACACGGCGAGGACCGCCGCGCCCAUCAGAAGCGCAGGGGGCAGCCUCUCACAGCAGAGAGAGCGGCGAUAUAGAACAGCGCGUGAGACAGGAGACCAUGCCCGGCACGGUCUCCAUCAGCCGGGCCGACAUCAAGAGCCGGGAGAAGGAGUGGUUCGGAACUAGUAGAGACCAGUUCUCGGCGUCCCUGCAGCAGUCGCGAAGACGUGUGAGCUUAGAACGAGGCACGUUAGCGAACCCGACCGGAUUUGGGAACCCCCGACAAUCCAGUUAUGAUGAACCCAUCUACCGGAGCGACGAGCCCGGCGUAAGUCUCCACGAGGAGCAUCGCCGGACGUUCGGCCGCGGCGGAAUGGGCGCCGACGCCCCUUUGCAAUACAACCAGGACGACGCGGACUGGGCGGGUAGCAAGUACCAGCGGGGCUUCCACAGCGAGGGCCCCGGCCUUAGCGGUGGGGGCUUCCCGCCCAUCUCCGGUUCAGCGGAGCCGGCCGCGCGGUCGCUCUUCGCCGAUAACGCGUACAGCGGCGAGGGCGGCGACCGCUUCUCGUCGAAAUACGAGGCGCCGGCCACGUCCUACGGCGACUACGGCUCGUCGUCGAACUACGGCGCUGCUGGCGCGUCGUCCUACGGCGCCGGCGACUACGGCGCGAAGCCCGCCACCGACUACGGUGCGUCCAGCGGCUACGGCACGUCCAAUUACGGUGACUACGGCACGACGACGCCAGCCGCCGAAGAGAAGAAGUCCACGCACCUCUACGACCACGCGCACGUCGAGACGCGGCGACCGACGUCGCGGAAUCGCAAGACCGUCAUAAUAGCCGGUUCUGCGCCACUGGACAAGGAGGGCGAUGACAAGCGACUCACGAUCCACGCGAGCGACCUCAAGAGCCACGGCAACGUCGUCAAGAUGGUCCGUGACUCGGCGUGAUUUCCUUCGAUUUCUCAACUUGAAUUUUGGGAAGAUGGCGUCUCCACGAUAUCACGCCGCCGCGACGCCGUCGACGUGGCCGUGCGAGAGGCUGCGCGUCGGCAGUUUCGCGACGGCGUCGUGCCACGCAGGACGAAGACGACCUGGAGCACAUGAAGUCGAAGGGCGACAUCGAUUUUGUGGAAAGUUCCAUCGAAAAUGCAAGGGCCCAAGUGACGAACGUCGAAAAAGUUACAAGGACAUUGGAGUCGCUCCACAACGAGAUGCACGACUUCGAGGAUCGGAUUUUCUUUUUGGAGCACGAUCUCGGCGUCCCGUUGUGUAGAGACGCCUUCACGCCGUCGACGCGCGUCGUCUCCAUCAGAGAAGCCGCUGGGUGGCUUAUUUUUCGAAUUUGAGGCCGUUCGGACCGCUUCCAGUGAAUACGAUGCUCCGCGCAGGCACGUCCAGCUCUGCAAGAUGGUCCUGCAGAUCAUGAUGAACGCGCAGAGGAACAUGAAGGUCGCGGCCUGGCGGUCCUGGAACGGCUGGAGCGAGGCGGACGGCGGUCUCGCGAAGCUCAAGAUCUGUGCGCGGCUCGAGGCGGAAUAUGCCGAAUGCAAGGCCAAAGAGGUCGAAGCGGAAGCGUUGGUCGAGCAGAAACUGAAAGCAUUGUCGGACGUGGCCAUGCGAAGCUUGGAUACGCGGAAACGCAAUUUUCUAGUGUCUAUAUUCGCGAAAGGCGGUCCCGAGGCCAAGAACGCCUACUUCAUCAGAUGGAAAGCCAUCUAUCUCAUGUACGCCAAAUCUUAUAAAGUGUGGAAGGGCUUCUUCGGCAAAUUACAAAAUAUGAAAGUUAAUAUGGCGCUCCAGAAGUGGAAGGCGACGAUCUACGAAGCCAGUAUGCCGCCGGAAGCGAUCAUCAAAGCCCUCCAGGAGCGCGUCGCGCGUCAAAGGAUGCUGAAAGAAAAGUUCGAGACCGAGCUCGAGGCCAUCGUGCGAGCUCGGCGUCCCGUCGUGUUGUGGGUGGCUUCUUUGUCGAUUUUGAGUGAAUACGCAGGUGCAAGCCGAGACCGAAAGAGCCUUCGCGAACCUCGACGAGGACAAGCGGUCACUGCUCAUCAGAAUCCUGACGCGGAUGAUGAAGAUCAAGCAGCACCACGCCAUGCGCGUCUGGAAAGAUAAAAUAAAAAACGGCGCGAAAUACGAGCAGCGCCAAAAGCAAAUCAUCCACAAGAUGCUGAAAAGUUACCUCAACAUUGGGUGGCAGACGUGGCGGUCGUACGACGUCGCGGCUUGCACUGCUCUCUCUCUACGUGGUAAUGAACAAAAACAACGGCACAUCAAGUUGCUCUUUGGGCAAUUGGAGAAGUUGACGUUGUACUUGAAGAAGCAACAGGUUGAAGUCGAGGUCAUGCGCGAGUCGGUGCAACUCCAAGCGCAAGCCGCUCGUCGGGUGUUGGCGAAGCGGGAGUCGAUCAUUUCCGAGCUCGGUGACGGGAUUGCUAUUGCUACCGAAGAAGUGGUGCCGCCGCCCAUCUCGGAGUGCGAACUCAAGGAGCCCGUCCUCCGUUCCUAACUACGCCCCCCCCCCGUCACAAAGGACACCCUGUGUAACUGGCGUAGAAAGUACUCUUUUCGCGGCGAU